Molecule: messenger RNA, 1236 nt
Organism: Pseudovirgaria hyperparasitica
Lineage: Eukaryota; Fungi; Ascomycota; Dothideomycetes; Acrospermales; Acrospermaceae
Product: Clavaminate synthase-like protein
Exons: 2
Coding region: 1-1236 (411 amino acids)
Biological process (GO): carnitine biosynthetic process
Cellular component (GO): mitochondrion
Molecular function (GO): oxidoreductase activity
Source: RefSeq, a predicted model, not a curated record
AUGAGCAAAGAGAGCUUCACCCUGAACGACCGCAUCCAUCUGCGGGACAGCUGUAUAUGUCCAAAGUGUAUCCACCCGUCGACGAGGCAGAAGGAAUUCCAGACCUGUGACAUACCACAAGACAUUCAGAUCCGAGACCUACACGUGUCUCCUCGGGGCAUAACGAUCAAGUGGGCUCCAGAGGUUCCCGGGUAUAGCGAAGACCACGAAACGGAGCUUUCGCAAGCUUUUCUUCAAGAGGUCGCUGGGGUGAAGGCGCAAUUGGAUGAUGGCGCAUAUGUCGACCGGCAAACGACAUGGGACAGGGAGACCAUCACCAAGAAUAAUCUGUGGUUGGACUACAACGACUACAUUGAGGAAGACGAGAUCUUAUACGAGGCCAUCAAGCAUGUCCACAAAUAUGGUCUCCUAUUCCUACGCAGCGUGCCAGACGAUGAGACUGCAGUAGAGCGGAUUGUUGGACGAAUGGGCCGGCUGCACGACACAUUUUACGGGCGGACGUGGGACGUCAAGUCCAUUCCAAACUCCAAGAAUGUUGCCUACACACAGCAGUUUCUAGGCCUGCAUAUGGAUUUACUAUACACGACCAACCCACCCCAUCUACAGUUCCUCCAUUCUCUACGUGCGCGUGCGCCAGGGGGCAAUUCUCUGUUCAGUGACUCCUAUCGUGCGGCCGAAACCAUGUAUCUGCACCACCGCAAGCUGUUCCACGUCCUGUGCAACUUCCCCGUGCAGUACCACUAUCACAACGACUCGCAGCACUAUUACUACACACGAUACACUUUCGAACGACGCCCUUUCCCACUGCUCCCACCAUCGCUAGACCCAGCCUCAGGAGAAGAAGGAGGUACUACGGCCAACAUAUCCAAAGUCAACUGGUCCCCGCCAUUCCAAGCACCAUUCUCCAUGGCGAGCGACUACGCACCUGCCCAGCCACAGGGCUCCCGACCCACACUGGCCGAGUAUCUGGAGGCAGCGAAGAAGUUCAACGAGCUGAUUACGGCAGAGGAGAAUCUGUUCGAGUACAGGCUACAGGAAGGCGACUGUGUCGUCUUCGACAACAGGCGCACGCUGCACGCACGGCGAGAGUUUGAUGCCAGUAAAGGGGAGCGCUGGCUGAAAGGCGCAUAUCUAUCCGAUGAUGCCUUCUACAGUCGAUAUAGGGUCCUGGAGGAGAUGUUUGACGGUCAGUGGGUCGAGGACGGGCGGGUGCGGCACCCGGUUGAAACAUUGUAG